UAUAUAACCUGAUGUUUACAGAAGUAAGACGAAGAUGGUUAAACUGAUUGCUGAGUUGCUGGUUCUAAUCCAGUUAACACAACUCUCUGCUCUUAUCACUCCUUGGAAUAAACGUCCUCUAGGACAACUAGGAACUCCAUCCGGAAGUGGAGGCGUCCCUUUAGUUCCAGGCAUACAGAAUAGAUAUCCACAACAUUCCAGGUUUAUGAAAUUUAGUUCUGGGGACUGGAGGAUGUUAAACCAGAAUACAGAUAAAUUAUCCAGAGCAGCAGAGUUUCAAUCUGUAGAAAUGGUGAACGGUAUCCCCUAUGGUAGAUCUGGGUACAGAGGAUCAGCUAUUCUUUUCUCAAUAGAGGUUACUCCUGGAGUAAGGUUGAAUAUUGUCCUGUCUAGGUUACUCCGGGAAUAA
Eurytemora carolleeae is the source of this 409-nucleotide messenger RNA. RefSeq lists its product as uncharacterized. The coding region runs from base 35 to 409 and encodes 124 amino acids. The record is from RefSeq and is a predicted model, not a curated record. NCBI's taxonomy places the organism in Eukaryota, Metazoa, Arthropoda, Copepoda, Calanoida, Temoridae. The transcript is spliced from 5 exons.